UGUGUCGUAGAGCGUCGCGCAGUGGAGAAACGGUAAAGACGCAGUCAAACGGCCGUACUCGCAGACGAUCUCUCAGUCGUAAACCAGAAUCGGAGUCUCAGAAGCGUAACGUGCAGCACGUUACCAUAGCUGACGUGACACGCAGCCCGGCGGCGCUGCUGAAAACACCGCAGAUUACUGUCGGCGUGAAAGUCGCCGACGGGGGCGGCACUCUCCGAUGGACUCCGGACACUGGGGCUGAAGUCAGCGUCAUCGGCGAGCGAGAAGCCAAGAGCAUCAGUGUGGAUGUAACUCGCCUAACACCGCUGAACGAAAAACUAUAUGCGGCUGGAGGAGGACAGCUAGAUUCAGCUGGAACAUUCUCAUGUGAGCUGCAUCUCGGAGAUAGGCAAGUCACUACCGAAGUCGUGGUCUUAAACAGAUUCGAUGGAGCACUGCUUUCGUGGACUGAAUGCAUCGGACUGGGGAUACUUCCCCCGGACUUCCCACGCCAGAUCAAGUCAACUGAGUACGCGGCAAGUGGACAGACACAGUCAGCCCGCGGAGCCCGCCGUGACACCAGCCGGCGGCGCUCACGCUCGCUAACUUCAGAACUUCAGAAUCAGAAAGAUGAAACUGCGGUGUCUACGGUGCUGACCCGGUCGGGCGGAGGAAAUACACUCCCUACCUGGGUUCUAGAGCGCGCUCCUACGGAACAUGAGCGCAACAGUCACGCGGAAAGUCUAAAAGAAGCAUUCAAUAGCGUGUUCGAAGACGGAACUUUGCGAAAGAUGGCCGGACCACCAAUGCGAAUCCAGUUGAAAGAGGACGUGAAGCCGGUCGCGACAACUGCGGCUAGAGCCAUACCGUACGCCUGGCGCGACGACAUCAAGAAUCAGCUGGAUGAUCUCGCACGUCAGGGCAUCAUCGUGCCGGUCAGCGAGCCCACCGAGUGGUGCCACCCCAUGACGCCUGUGGUCAAAACUACAUCCGACGGAACGCAAAAAGUGAGACUGUGCGUCGACCUGACACGACUCAAUGAGCACGUCCGCCGUCCGGCUUACCCUAUGAAGACGCCUCACGAUGUGGUGUCAGCCAUCGGAACAGGGGCCAAGUACUUCACGAAGCUGGACGCAAAAAGUGGAUAUUUCCAGAUUCCGCUCCAUGAAGACGAUCAGCACCUGACGUGCUUCAUUACACCGUGGGGCCGGUACAUGUUCACGCGCGCAGUCAUGGGUCUGUCGUCUUCGGGCGAUGAAUACAACCAGCGAGGCGAUCAAGCACUGGCAGGGCUGCAAAAUACCUGCAAGAUCGUGGACGAUAUUCUCAUCUACUCGGAGGACUACAGCAGUCAUCUGAAGCAAGUUCAAGACGUGCUCAGGAGAUGCGAGGAGCACGGAAUCACGCUGAACGUUGAUAAGAUGGCGUUCGCCCAAGCAGAGGUCGAAUACUGCGGCUACACCGUCGGAGAGCACGGGUUCAAACCCGACGAAAGGAAAAUACGAGCGAUAGCUGAGUUCCCCGCUCCAGCCACACUCACAGACUUGAGAAGCUUCCUCGGGCUGGUAAAUCAACUGGGUGAAUUCUCGGCUGACAUCGCGAGAGCAGCCGCACCACUGCGCGACCUCCUAAAGCCGAGUAACGUCUGGACCUGGACUGAAGUUCACCAGAAUGCGUUCAAUGACGUCAAAAAGGCGCUGACGUCACCGCCGAUACUCGCGUUCUUCGAUCCGGCACUCCCCACUGUACUUCAGACCGACGCAUCCCGCCUGCAUGGACUGGGAUUCGCGCUGAUGCAGGAACACGGAGAUCGGUGGCGGCUCGUGCAGUGCGGGCCAAGAUUUCUAACGGACACAGAGAGCCGUUACAGCGUCAUCGAACUUGAGAUGCUGGCGCUCGUGUGGAGCGUGCGUAAGUGCAGAACAUAUCUGGCUGGCCUCACAUUCGAAGCCGUGUUGGAUCAUCGCCCACUGAUCCCAAUCCUGAACAACAAGCUGCUGGCGGACAUCGAAAACCCGAGGUUCCAGCGCCUCAGGCACGCGCUGAUGGCCUACAGCUUCACAGCCUCGUUGAGGAGUGGUAGCAAACACUGCGUACCGGACGCACUGUCUCGUGCUCCAGUCGACGAGCCGUCUACAGACGAUGCAGAGGCAGAAAAGGACCUCAACAGCUACGUCAGAGCCGUCGUCGUCGGCGCGGUAGCGCACGUCACUGACGAGCACGGUCCGACGCGGUCGCAAGAGAGGUCACCAGAUCUGAUGUUGACAAGAAUCAGAGAUGCAGGGAGUUUGGAUGAUGAAUAUGUCAGCCUGCGGGCGGCAGUAGAAGAGGGAUUUCCCUCCGAGAAGACGGACCUACCGACUGAGCUCCGUCCGUACUGGCCCUACCGUGAUCAGCUAUCUGUAGACGGAGAUGUACUGCUCAUGGGCGCGAGGCUGGUCAUCCCUGCUUCACUGCGUCGAGACGUCCUGGCAAAGCUACAUGCCAGCCAUCAAGGCAUCGACAAGACAAAACGGCGCGGUCGCCAGUCAGUCUUCUGGCCUAGUCUGAACAAUGACAUCGAGAACACCGUGAGAACAUGCCGUCCAUGCCGCGAGAAUCUCCCCAGCCAGAGGAAAGAACCUCUGAUGGAUGACCCGGCACCAAAACGCGUGUUCGAGAGCGUCUCAGCUGACUUCUUCACCGCGGCUGGCAAGCCAUUUUUGGUGUAUGUCGACCGCCUGUCCGGCUGGCCGGUCAUUGCUACAUUCUCACGUGAUGCCACAGCCCGUGAUCUAGUGACGACGCUUCGAAAGAUAUUCGCUUCGACUGGAGUGCCGAACGUGUUGCGCACGGAUGGGGGGCCCCAGUUCAGUGCAAAGAUCACCAGAGACUUCAUGAAGAGAUGGCAGAUCGAUCACCGGAUGUCGACGCCGUACUAUCCACAGUCCAACGGGCACGCCGAAGCAGCGGUCAAGUCGGCAAAGAGACUCAUUCUCAAGACCACUCAGAACGGGAACACGGACUCGGAUGAGUUCGCAAAAGGACUACUAGAACUGCGCAAUACGCCGAGGGCAGACGGGCGCUCACCCGCUCAGGUCCUGUUUGGUCAUUCCCUCAGAUCCGCAGUUCCGGCACACUAUCGUGCCUUCGCCCCACGGGUGGUGCGCCGUCCGCAGCAGGUACUGAAAAGAGGACGGAGAGGACGGGCACGAAGGCGCCCGUAAAAAAUGGUGCGGACUUUCCGCAGUGUCCGCUUAGGUGGUUACGCCCGUACAGUUUUACUAGAACGUUUGGCAGCACGCGGUGGUAUAUGCAGCUUUGCGCGCAACAAGUGCCGCUCUUUCAAAUAAAGUCCCUAGGAACCGCGGAGAUCCUAAAAAAGUAAACAAAAGUAAAAGUCUAAUAUCUUGAAAAUCGGUGAAUACUUUUCGAUGAAAUUUGGUAGAUAUUCGUUUUCGCUCUUACUGAACCGAGCGACAUCACUUUCAUGCCAAUUCAUAAACUUUUUGGAAGGUGGGAGGGUGCCUUUAACCAAAAGCAUUUGUGUUCAGAAAUGUUGAAAGGCGCGCCGGUACUUUCCGGAUACCCUGGAUGUUCCUAUAGUUCGUUGACACAUUUCCCAUGUCAAUAAAGCAUGCAAGAACCCGCCAAAAAGUUUAUAUGUAUAAUGUUUAUGCCUAUGCAAUAUACCGGGUGGAAAGAUA
This is a messenger RNA of Amphibalanus amphitrite, 3665 nucleotides long. RefSeq lists its product as uncharacterized. The coding region runs from base 771 to 3185 and encodes 804 amino acids. The transcript is spliced from 2 exons. Gene Ontology annotation, molecular function: nucleic acid binding. Lineage: Eukaryota; Metazoa; Arthropoda; Thecostraca; Balanomorpha; Balanidae. Gene Ontology annotation, biological process: DNA integration. The record is from RefSeq and is a predicted model, not a curated record.